Physella acuta is the source of this 1143-nucleotide messenger RNA. Its product is annotated as brachyurin. The record is from RefSeq and is a predicted model, not a curated record. Gene Ontology annotation, biological process: proteolysis. Gene Ontology annotation, molecular function: serine-type endopeptidase activity. Lineage: Eukaryota; Metazoa; Mollusca; Gastropoda; Physidae.
CAUGUACAACAACAACUAUCUUUAUCGUAGGGUCAAGAAACAGUUCAGUUAAUGUCCUUUUUUAUGCUCUUCCGGUGUGAGGAAAAUGGAGCCAUGUAUAUGAAACAAUUUUAUUUGUUCUUGCUGUGUCUGAGUGCUGAGACAACGUUGGUUAGAUCAGAAGAGACAAGUUGUUCCACGCAGUUUCCUCUCGAGUUCUACAAGAAGGAAUACGAUUUGCACCACCGUGCACCGACGCUAGACACAGACUUACCCUCGAUGCCAUUGAUAGAGCAGGGGGACUGUGGGGUGUCUGUCGACGACCAAUCACAACACGUCGUCAAUGGCAACGACGCUCCAAUGUACGCCUGGCCAUGGCAAGUUUACAUCCUGAGUGAGAAUAUCAUUUGCGGGGGUUCGAUUCUAAAUAAGGAGUGGAUCUUAACGGCUGCGCAUUGCAUUCAUCAGCAUUCGAAGCAUGAAGAAAUAUUUUAUGGAAACUCAAAUCUCCAAAGAACAAUGGAUGUGCAUUCGAUAAAGACUUUUAAGCACAAAGAUUUUGAGAAUAAAACCUUCUUGAACGAUAUCGCACUGGUAAAACUUGAAAAGCCGUUAAAUUUUUCCGACUCCGUGAAGCCGAUUUGUCUACCUGUAGGCAAUAUUUGGGACGCCUCGCCGUGUUUUGUAACCGGUUGGGGUUCGACAACACGCAAUUUAACAGCUUAUUACGAUGACGUGAUGAAUCUUCAACAGCUACGGGUCGACAUCAUGAACCAGACAUUCUGCCAAACGCUUCGAGGGUUUUUCGGGUUCGUGUACACAGACGGGAACAUCUGCAUCGAUACAGCCGGAAGUGAUGGAGUAUACAAUGGCGACUCUGGUGGACCUCUGAGCUGUUGGAAGAAUGGGAAGUACUACGUACUGGGUGUAGCAAACACGGGGGGCCCCAUGGGAUUUGAGUGGGCCUCUGACACGUUUACCGCAGUGUCGAAAUACCUCAAGUGGAUCUCCGAUAUCAUUCUCUACAACUGAAUGAAUCGGCCGUCGCUAGAAAUGUUGAUAGGAUGAUUUUUAAUGAGCAGUGUCAUAAAUAUUAUUACAGUACCAUGGUGUUAAUACUUUGUAAAAUAACACUUAUGUAAGGAUAUUAGUAAUUGAGCUUAA